This is a messenger RNA of Microplitis mediator, 3616 nucleotides long. RefSeq names its product facilitated trehalose transporter Tret1-like. Lineage: Eukaryota; Metazoa; Arthropoda; Insecta; Hymenoptera; Braconidae. Gene Ontology annotation, cellular component: membrane. Gene Ontology annotation, biological process: transmembrane transport; carbohydrate transport. The transcript has 2 exons. Gene Ontology annotation, molecular function: sugar transmembrane transporter activity. The coding region runs from base 240 to 1733 and encodes 497 amino acids. The record is from RefSeq and is a predicted model, not a curated record.
GUGUCGCUUGUCGUGGUAAAAAAAAAAAAUAAUAAUUAAUAUUGGACUUUGUUUGUAAAUAUUGUUUUCUUGGAACUUGAAUUUUAUCACUUCAAAGCGACACUUGUAAUAUUUAAGUCACUGAAUAUAUUUUUCAAAGUUGCAAGUUACUGGUCGUUAGUCAUUUAAAAAAAGUUAAUUAAAAAAAAUGAUUGUUUAAUUAUUUUAUUUAUUUAUUUAUUUAAUUACGUUUAUUAAAAAUGCGUUUUAAAAAAUUUUUUUUACACUUUGGACGUGGGGUUGAAAUUGAUAAUUCUGUGGCAAAAGAUAAUAAUAAAGAAAUUGAAAGCCAACAACAGUUCAGACCUGAACAAGGUAGUCAGUGGUUACAAUUUAUCGCAGCAAUUAGCGCUUGCCUGGCAGUUAUAGCUUGUGGAGGUCACCUCGGGUGGACUUCUCCAGCUUUGCCUCAUCUGACGGAUCCGAGUAUCGAAGGCUCGAUAACCAAGAGUCAAGGUGCGUGGGUGGUUACCUUGUAUACAAUUGGUGCAAUAAUCGGUUCACUAAUAAGUCCCCUGUGCAUUGAUCGACUUGGACGAAAAUAUUCACUAUUAAUACUAGCAGCGCCACAGCUUGUUGGUUGGUGUCUCAUUAUCUUUGCUACAAACGUUGAAAUGCUGUACGCAGCUCGGUUAAUUGCUGGUAUUGGACAUGGUGGUAUUUAUAAUGUCACAGUAAUUUAUCUUGCUGAAAUAGCGGAUAAAAAUAUACGCGGUGCAUUGGGUACAUUUUUAAAAAUGUCAACGAAUAUUGGUACCCUAUUUGUCACAACACUUGGUGCUUAUUUUCCAUACGGGAAAUUAAAUCUUAUUUCAUUAUCAAUACCAUUUUUAUUUAUUGUUGUGUUUAUAUUUAUGCCAGAAACACCGUACUUUUAUUUAAUUAAAAAUCGAGUACCUGAAGCUGAAAAAAGUUUGAUGGUACUUAGAAGAUUAAAAAAUGCUGAAAGUGUGAGGGAGGAUAUUGAAGUGAUGAGAAGUGCCGUCGAGGAAGGCAAGAGGUCAAAGAAAAAUUUAUUGGUGGAAUUAGUGAGAACUCGUGGUAAUAGACGGGCAUUGUUGAUACUAUUAGGACUUAAGGCGACUCAACAAUUCUCAGGACAUAUAGUUGUAGUGGCCUAUACUCAAGAGAUUUUUGCUCAAAGUGGCUCAACUCUACCAGCAGCACAGGCAGUUGUUAUUCUCGGUGUCUUCCAACUUGUGGCCGGAAUCCUUGCCGCAGCUCUUGUUGAUCGUCUUGGUAGAAGAAUCUUGAUGCUCGUCUCUGGUCUGUCAUCAUCAAUUGCCCUGAUUGCCGUUGGUAUCUUCUUUUAUCUUAAAUAUAGUGUACACAUGGACGUUUCAUCGAUUACUUGGUUACCGAUCGCUGCUCUGAUUGCGUACGACGUGAUGGAAGUAUUUGGAAUUGGUACACUCCCGUACGUACUUCUGGGUGAAUUAUUUCCUACAAAUGUUAAAGGGACUGCUGUAGCGAGUGGUAUCUUAGUCGGUGCUGUCUUUGCUACACUAGUUGGUCUUAGUUUUCAAGCAAUGAACAGUGCACUUGGAAUCCAUUGGACAUUCUGGAUAUUUGCCAUCUGUUGUACUCUAGGCACUCUCUUUGUCUAUUUUAUUACGCCUGAGACGAAAGGAAAGUCAUUGGAAGAGAUCCAGCGGGAGUUAAAUCCACAAAAAAUUUUUACGAUCAAACAUUAAAGAUAAAAUACAUAUUUAAUGUGAGGACAUUUUUGUAAAAUUAACUGUGAUAAUUUUUCAGAGAAAUUUCUGAAUACUACUUUUUUUAUUGUUAUUAUUAUUGAUGUUGUUGUUGUAAGAGUUCUAGACUUCUAUUGUUGGUAUUGAAUCUGAUGGUAGUUUUUAUUUUAAAAAAUAUUUUUAAUAACAUUUUCCUGUGAAGGAAAAAUAAUUAUUUUAAGUAACUUGUUAGAUAAAUAUUUUUGCUAAUAUUUUUAUUUAAAUAUGCAAGAGAGUUGGAAACAAGAAAAUUCAUUUCAAAAAAAUUUGAAAGCCACUUCAAUGCUACUGAAUAAAAAAUAUUUACAAUUCUUAUUUAGUUGACUUCCAUUUGCAGAUUAUUAAAAAAAACUAUCAGAAAAUAUUUUUAAUAAUUUUAUAUUUUUCAGACAAAUUUUUAUUUUUUUCAAUGUAACGUUAAAAAUAAAAUUUGAACUGGUUUUCAAAAAUUACACAUUAAAAAUUUUUUCGUAUUGGGGUAAAAAAAAAAAGACUUAAAAAUUUUACGUUUAUUUAACAUUUUUGUGUGUUAAUUUAACAUACUACUUUUGCGUUGUUUGAUCAGUUCAUUUUUAACACACGAAAAUGUUAAUUAAAACAAAAAAGUAACAUUUAUUCAGUGUUACUUUCCAAACAAGUGUUAACACUUUCAAAAUGUGACUGUAACAUAGAGCGAGUGUUAAUUCUUUAAAGUAACACAAAGUGUUGAAUUUACCGUAAUCACUUGUUAAGUUUUUGUGUACAUAAAUUUUGAUCAGUAUCAAAAUAACACAAAAAAGAUGUUGAAUUAACACUUUAUGUGUGUCGCAGAUAACAUUUGAAUGUGUAACAGUUUUAGAACCGGCCAUAGAGAAUAUUAACAUUUUUUUGUUUUAUUUUUUUUACACAAAUGAAUAAUUUUAAAACAACGUAAAUUUGUGUAAGAUUUUGUUCUAAGACACAAUUUUAUGUUAAUUUUUUCAAAAUUUGUUUUACUGUAAAUUUACAAGUAACGAAAUUUGGGAAGUUGCUUUAUAAUAAAAUUAAAAAUAAUAAUUUGAAUGGGCUGUCAUUCUAUACUUUAAUCAAAUUAUAAGAUAAAAUAUAUGACAUAAAAAAUAAUGAUAAUAAUAAUUAGCAGUUUGUUGUUUAUUUCAAUCUGUUAAUUUGCCAGGAACAAAUGAGCUAAGGUUUUUAUUCACAGUCGGGCAUUCACACGUGCGAUAAUAACAUUUUGGCACUAUACAAUAUUUCUAUCACGUAAUGUAUCGAGAGAAAAGAAAAAAUUGGAACGGAAGAAAAAAAUAAAGGCGCAAAAAAAAGUAUAAGUGUAGUAGGCCUCCCGGAGGAGCAUCCUGAGACAAUAGAAUCAGCGAUGCUGGAAGCAUCGGCCUGGAAAACUUCAUCACGAGGGUCUAUAUUGUCAAGUUUCGUCUCUUUAUGUUACUAAACAAAGAUAAAGUAUGUAAUAAUUGUAUUUAUUGUGCUGUCCCUCGCAAUAGAUUGACUGGUAUAAUUAAUUUACUUAAAUAAACAACAAAUGCCUAAAUUGUUAAUAUAAUUUAAGUUAUUUAAUAAGUUAAUUUUGUAUUUUAUUAUAUGAAUUCUAAAUCUAUUAGAUUUGCGUAACAAGAUAAAAUGAUUUUUUUUACGUUUUUAAUAGUAAUUUAAAAUUUUUAAGUAUAACAGUAAAAAACUAUUGCACUUUUCGAACGUUUAUUCAAGGAAUGGCUUGAAAGUCUUUGGACUACUUCAAACGUACAACUGGAGUAUCCAAUUAAAUCAGUUCUGUCUGCACUCUCGGCUUGGAGCCAAGUGUCUAGAGGGCAAUCAUCAAGGAACAGCUGCAAAAACGAGAGUGUGAU